Eucalyptus grandis is the source of this 1436-nucleotide messenger RNA. Its product is annotated as ras-related protein RHN1. NCBI's taxonomy places the organism in Eukaryota, Viridiplantae, Streptophyta, Magnoliopsida, Myrtales, Myrtaceae. Gene Ontology annotation, molecular function: GTPase activity; GTP binding. The record is from RefSeq and is a predicted model, not a curated record. Bases 275 to 853 code for a protein of 192 amino acids. The transcript has 7 exons.
AAGAAGAACCUACCGGUCAAACGAACUACCGUUCCUUGCGAAGCUUGCGAUGCAACCCAAGAGAUUCGCCUUCCUCGGUCCCCUUUAGCUUUCCCAGCUCGUCAAGUCAUUCUUCGUAACUUGCCGUGCUCGGAGUGGCCGCGGCCUCACCGUUUUCCAACUCAUAACCUCGUCUCUCGUCUCUCUCUCGGCGAAACGAGAAGAGAGAGUUUCUGGGAGUUAUCCGAUCGGUUCCGAGGAUUAGCAAUGGCGAGGCCCGCGAACAGGAUUAUUAAUGCCAAGCUGGUGGGUGCUCCUGGGGGACAUGGGAACUGGGAAAACAAGUUUAGUGCUGAGAUUCAUAAAAGGCCAAUUCUUUGAUAACCAGGAGCCAACAAUUGGAGCUGCAUUUUUCACCCAGAUAUUGUCAUUAGCCGAAGCAACGGUUAAGUUCGACAUAUGGGACACAGCAGGCCAGGAGCGAUAUCACAGCUUGGCCCCCAUGUACUAUCGAGGAGCAGCAGCUGCAGUUGUUGUAUAUGACAUAUCAAGCGUGGACACAUUUGUUCGAGCCAAAAAAUGGGUUGAAGAACUACAAAGACAAGGAAACACAAAUCUAGUGAUGGCGCUGGUGGCAAACAAAUCUGACCUGGAUCCGAAGCGUGAAGUGCAAAAUGAGGAUGCAGAGCAAUUUGCUCAAGAAAACGGGAUGUUCUUCAUUGAGACUUCAGCAAAAACUGCACAAAAUAUCAACAACCUUUUCUUCGAAAUUGCAAAGAGAUUGGCAAGAGCCUUACCACUAAGGACUGCAGGGAUAAACUUGAGCAGCGAAAGAGAAGAGAAGCGAAGAAAACGUUUCUGUUGCAUCGGGUGACCCGACAGCUGCAGCAGGAGUGACAGGAUCACCAAGGUUCAUGUAUAUAUAACUUGUGUGCCUUUUCUUCGGACACCAUUCUUAUGGUGUCCUGCUCUCUUGUACUGUUCAAAAUCGUGUGAAUUAUUUGCACUUCGGUUGCUCGCUUGCUUUAUAGGGAUCUGUCGGCAGUUGUACAAGAAGCCACACCAACACGAAAUUGUCACCAGUGGAGAAAGGAAUGAUCUCUCUCUGUUAGAUUAAGAUGUCAAAUUCAUGAAUUCUUUUUGAAACAUGUACAAGAGAACAAAGUAAACGAUAGAAUCCGACGCAGCAACUGUGCAAUGUGAGGCUGAAAUCAGCUUACAGGUAAAAACUCAGGACCAAAGAAAAAAGAGAAGACAACCUACCUAGAAAGGUACUACAUCUUUGGAGGCCAAAAGCCCCUGGGUACAUUUGAUUCAGCUUUUUAAGGGCUUUCGGCUAAGUGUUAACCUUGGGAAGCUAAAAGCUCAAUGUUAGUAGGGAGCAUUUUGCUUUCAGCAUUUGGCUAAAUGUUGAAACUGAUUUCCCUUUUCCAUCAUUACCCCCAUCAAUUCUUCAA